CUGCGUCAAACGGACGCGUUCUCUCGUACCUGCUCAACGAAAGUCCGUCAUCCGCGCGUCUACCGGCGAUAGCUCCAGUAGGGGAGUCUUAUAGCGAUCACGGCCGACACGCGUCGUGCGCGGGGGACAUCUUAACGCCUGCACGCGUAAUAACAGCAGCUCACUUGUUCCGUGGAGCGUGAGCGUCUUUAUCUAACGUCGCUCGACUCGUUGCGACGGAUUGCAUGAGAGUGCAGCUCGAGGGACCAUCGCAACGCGGCGAACAUUUCGUAUAUAUUGAGAAUGACGGGAAGAGGUAGUGAUGCCGCGCCAUCGCUGCCGCUGCUGCUGCUGCUGCUGCUGACGGCGAUCGUCUGCAGAGCGCAACACACGAACAAAGGAUUCGACCUGGCGCAGUAUGGCAACGAUGAUAGCUACGACAACUUCGACUCGCCACCCCGCUUUAGCAGCUAUGGUCGCCAUGGCAACGGCGGAGACCUCAACGACAGACCGACAGGCGCCGGAUACGCAAUCUACGACGGACAGAGAGACUCUCAGUUCCCGCGUGGCGGCGCUGACACCGGCGCGAGCUUUCAGUUCCCGUCGGGCCAGCCACAAUCCGGAUACGGACCGGCCAGCGGUCAGUCUGCUUACGGCCGUCAGUCUACCUACGGCGGUCAGUCUACGUAUGGCGGUCAGCCUGGGUACGGCGGUGACCACAGAAAGAGUACAAACAAUCGAUACCCUGGCCCGCAGUCGCAGCAGCAGCAGUACAGCCCCGCCCGCCCCAAUCCUCGCAGCCAAGGAUCCUCCUCCGGCGUGGGAAAACCGUCUACCUUUGGCUCCGUAAAGCUAGUCAAGUCCAGCAAGCUACCGCAGAGUCAGUCGGCGUUCGGAGCGCCCUCCAGCGGAGCGUACGGACCGAACAAGGCAACUGCCGACUACAGGAGUCCGACAUCCGGAUACGGUGCGGCUCCGUCGGUCAGUACGAAUUACGGCGAGUUUACCAGCAGAAACGAGCCGACGUCUCAGCACGUCGCUAUUGGCGGCUACGCAGGCCCCCCUAGCGGCUACGGAAGGACGCGGGUGGCGCCGCCUACCGGCUACGAAGCGUCGCAGCAAAACUAUGGGAAGACACCGAGAUUUACAGAAGCGCCUCAGAUUGGCUAUGGAGGAGCUGAUAACAUCUAUGAAAGGACUUCGCAGUUAGACGAGACGCCCUCUAUCGGUUACGGAGGGUUUGGCAACAGCGACGGUGCUGCCUCUCCGGUACAUAAGGCGCCCUCUAGUGGAUCAAGAGAAUUUGUUAACAGCUAUGGUUCUACCUCUUUAGUAGAGCAGACGCCCUCUAUCGGCUAUGAAAACUUUGGUAGCAGCUACGGUGCUGCCCCUCUGAUCCAGAAGACGCCAUCUACCGGCUAUGAAAGAUUUGGUAACAGCUACGGUGCUGCCACCCCAAUCUUGAAGACGCCCUCUAACGGUUAUGAAGGAUUUGGUAACAACUACGGUGCUGCCACCCCGAUCCAGAAGACGCCAUCUACCGGCUAUGAAGAAUUCGGUAACAGCUACGGUGCUGCUACCCCGAUCCAGAAGACGCCCACUACCGGCUAUGAAGGAUUUGGUAACAGCUACAGUGCUGCCACCCCGAUCCAGAAGACGCCCUCUACCGGCUUUGAAGGAUUCGACAGCAGCUACGGUGCUCCCACUCCAAAGCAAGACACACUUUCUCCUACGUUUGGAGAAUUUGGAAAGAACUUUAAUGCCGCUUCGUUUGUACAUGAACUGCCUUCUACUGGAUUCGGACCAUUUAGUAGCAACUAUUUAUCCUCGUCACCAGCACAAGGGACACCCCAUGAAAACUUUGGAUUGUUUAGUAAUAGCUACGGAGCUACGUCCCCAUUACAAGACGCACCUUCCACUAGCUACGGUGCAUCCGGUAACAACUAUGACGUCAUCUCUCAGCCGCAGAGACCUUCUAGCGGGUAUCGCGAGAGUCGCAUUCACCAACAAGUGGUGCCACCCCUGUCGUCCUACAAACAGCCUAGCGGACGCAGUAGCUAUGUGCAGAUUCCAGUGAGUAAUCGGCCGCGAGGGGGCGCCAGUACGCGGAGGGAUGACCUUCGUGACCUCUAUCGUUACGGUCCUGCCCCGAAAUCUGUCCGCGGCGCCGCGCCACAAUACAACAUCGGGGGAUCAGGACCCCGGAUAAGCAGCAAUGCUGACACGCGUGGCGCCAUCUACAACAGGAACGUCGGCUCGCCUGCCUAUCGAGAUACACACAAUCAGAGAGACCAGAGGCAGAGAGAUCAGAGACAGAGAGCCAAUCAGAGGCAGAGAGACCAGAGACAGAGAGCCAAUCAGAGGCAGAACACGAGAAGAUUCGAGCCGCCGGAAGCGCGCCCUGGUGUCGGUUACGGCUCAGGAUACCCUCUGAACGUGCCAGGCGCUUACAAUUCACUCACAAAAGGUGGUUACCGUAGGUUCGACGUGCACAGAAAAGGUCUCAUCACGCCCCAACAGGCGAGCGUGUACGGUAACGCCAUUUCGCACCCUGGCGGCGCUUACAGGCACCCGACCUCCGCCGACAACAUUGACUACAACGACAAUGGCAACUUCCUACGAGCGUACGGAACCACCGCCGCUGCUAAACUAGAGGAACUAGAGGUUAAGUGCGACCUGGGCCGACGUACGAUGAUCAUUCACAUGAAGUUCAGUGACGGCUUCGUUGGCAGCGUGUACACGCACGGCUACAGCAGCGUGCAGCCGUGUGCUGCCAGCUUCACCGACGUCAAAGAAGCUGACUUCCGCAUCCCGCUCGACGCCUGCGGCACUCACAGGGCUGUGAUGACGCCUGACGCAUACCACAGCGACACGGCUGACAAGUAUACUAACAAGAUUGUCAUCAUGGCUGGCAAUAGGUUCGGUAUACUACGCGGUACAAGCCGUGCCUACACCGUAUCCUGCACCGCCAAACGUCCAACCCCGCCCGACACCACUCACAGCAGCAGGUCUUCGCAGCAACAAGACCCGUCAUCUCUGCGCACGCCACCCACGCUAGAUACACCGACCGUCUACCUGCACGUGGUGAAAGGCAAGGACCCAACAGUAGCUCCCUCUGGUGAGCUAGAAGUGGGACAGCCAGCUACCCUUGUCAUUAGCUAUGACAACGACGACUGUACUUACGUUCGUUGCAAGUGAGUAACUGUCGUGGCGGCACGA
This is a messenger RNA of Priapulus caudatus, 3198 nucleotides long. Its product is annotated as hornerin-like. The transcript has 7 exons. NCBI's taxonomy places the organism in Eukaryota, Metazoa, Priapulida, Priapulimorpha, Priapulimorphida, Priapulidae. Bases 283 to 3177 code for a protein of 964 amino acids. The record is from RefSeq and is a predicted model, not a curated record.